CCUAGGUUAAGCCGCUUUCGUCUUCAGGAACAACGGGCGAUAAUAGCUUUCCUAAUCGAGUAACCUUUUGAAGAUUGUCUAACGCUUAGGGAUUAAGGCAACACAGUGUAUUACCAUGAUCGAUCAUACAGUGAAUAUUAUGAAUAUUAUAUUCUGUAUUCCACGGUGCUUUACCGCCUUUUCCCCAUGUUCAUCACCGAUAUUACAAUUUACACUCGUGAUAAACCACCAGUUACAACAAGAUAGCUUAACCUAACUUCGUAUGUAACGGGACCACCACACGCAUCCGCCAAUGUAUUUCCAAGUACCUAACAUGAGGUAUCGGUUUUCAGAGCGAAUGACGGAUAACGUUUUGGGAGUGGCGUGUGGGGCGACUAUGCAUACAAUAUAUACCUAGGUAUGUAUCCAAAGCAGACCAGCAGACCAGGCCAUCUCAGGGGAAAUAGUGGGCUUCCAGUAGGGGGGUCAUGGCGGGGUAAGGUAGGUAUUGUACAACAACAGGUAAGGCAGGAGGAGUAGGUAGCUUGGGAAUACCUAGAGAGAGGCAGUUACACGAAGCUUUAGAUGAAGCCUAUUUGGUUAUUUGGUUACACUGCAAUUGUUUUUAAACUUUACCCUUCCAAUCCUUAUUUUCUCUUAUUCAAAGGUUAAUUCGAAUAGACCAAUCUAGGCAAAAGAGGAAACCAAUUAAAUAAAUAUAUAACUACCAAAGAAAUAACUACUCAAAAUCUUCAAACAUGGCUGCCGAUAUUCCUAUCAUCGACGCACACAUUCACCUCUAUCCCGAAUCAGAGCUCUCAACUUUAGCAUGGUCCACACCUGAGCACCCGCUGAACAAACAGCACUCGCUAGAAGAAUACAGAGCUGCUACCGAGGGCUCGACACCCCAGGGCUUCAUCUUCGUAGAGACGGAUCGGAAGAAUGACCUGGAAGCUGGGGAGAAAGGCUGGGAGUACCCGCUCCAAGAGGUCUCCUGGCUGAAACGCAUCAUCACCGGCCAGCCAAAGCCGGGCGAGGGCCAUACGGCGGAAGACGCCUCGCUAUGUACCGCCUACAUCCCUUGGGCACCGCUACCCAGCGGCGUUGCCGCCAUGGAGAAGUAUCUCGACCUAGUAAAGCAGGAAGCAGGCGAGAGCUGGCCCAAGGUCAGGGGCUUCAGAUACCUGCUGCAAGACAAGCCCAACGGGACCAUGCUUCAGGAUAACUUCAUCGAGAGCUUGAAGCUGCUCGGCCGUCGGGGCUUCGUGUUCGACUUGGGUGUCGACCAGCAUAACCGCGGCAGGGCCCAACUCGAGGAAGUCGUCGAGAUGAUCGACCGCGCACACGACGGUGUUCCCGAGGACCAGAGAGUCACGUUUAUAAUCAACCACCUCUGCAAGCCCGACCUCGGCAUCUACAACGUGCAAACUAGCCCGUCCUUCAUCGCCUGGCGCACCGCCAUCUUCACCCUGAGCAAGUGCAGCCGGACGUACAUGAAGCUAUCAGGCGGCUUCGCCGAGAUGCCCGAGGCCCUGCGCCAGCGUUCCCCCGAAGAUAUCUUCGACGCCAUCAGCCCCUGGCUAAGCGUUGUGCUCGCCGCUUUCGGCGCCUCCCGCAUCAUGUUCGCGAGCGACUGGCCCGUGUGCACCGUCGGCGUCGGCGACGACGCUUGGAACAAGUGGAAGAAGAUCGUUGAUCGCCUGUGCUGGAUGGCCUCGUUUGAGGACGAGGAGAAGCGCAUGGUUUGGGGCGGCACGGCGCUCAAGGCGUAUGGCAUUGAAGCAUGAUGAUGAUGCGGUUUCGGCUGUUAAUACAGAAGAACGGAGAGGAGAGGAAUAUUGAUGCUACAUCCCCAUGCGUUGCCGUGUUGCGCAUUUGGUCUACACAUGUUUAGAUCUGAUGGAAA
This is a messenger RNA of Daldinia decipiens, 1885 nucleotides long. Its product is annotated as amidohydrolase 2. Lineage: Eukaryota; Fungi; Ascomycota; Sordariomycetes; Xylariales; Hypoxylaceae. The record is from RefSeq and is a predicted model, not a curated record. The transcript is spliced from 2 exons. Gene Ontology annotation, molecular function: hydrolase activity. The coding region runs from base 738 to 1766 and encodes 342 amino acids.